This is a messenger RNA of Pseudomyrmex gracilis, 626 nucleotides long. Its product is annotated as ejaculatory bulb-specific protein 3-like. Lineage: Eukaryota; Metazoa; Arthropoda; Insecta; Hymenoptera; Formicidae. Bases 54 to 422 code for a protein of 122 amino acids. The transcript is spliced from 2 exons. The record is from RefSeq and is a predicted model, not a curated record.
CCAAUCGAUCGACGCCAGAUCUCGAGUUACUUUAGUCAAGUUAAGGUGAAGCAAUGACGCGGCUAAUAACUUACGUUGUGGCAAUCAUCGGUAUUGCGCUGAUGUGCGUUCUCGCAGAAGAAGAAAAAUAUACUGAUAAAUACGAUGAUGUCGAUGUCUCUAGUAUACUCGCAAACGAAAAACUGCGAAUGCAAUAUUACAACUGUUUUAUGGGUACUGGACCGUGUAUAACAUCAGAUUCGAAAUUCUUUAGAGAUAUUUUCAGUGAAGCUUUUCAGACCAAAUGCAAAAAAUGUACUGAGAAACAAAAAGAAAUGUUAGAUGAAAUUGUUGUUUGGUACACAGAACAUCAACCCGAACAAUGGAAAGCUAUUGUUGCGAAGACCGUGGAAGAUUUAAAACAAAAGAACACUGGUCAAUAAUUAUGAUGAAUAAACGCGAACAAACCUGAUUCGGCAACGAUAAGAAACUUUACUAUAUUUAUACUAUAAAAUAUUCACAUAAUAUUUAAUUGUUAAAACUGUAGAUAGAUCUUUAGUUUUUCAUAUUCAGAAAAUAUGAUUGUUACAUGCUUGUAUUUUGUAGUGUUAUAUUGUAGAAAUAAAAUAUAGAAAUGUAUUCUUUGA